Symbiodinium sp. CCMP2592 is the source of this 1245-nucleotide messenger RNA. NCBI's taxonomy places the organism in Eukaryota, Dinophyceae, Suessiales, Symbiodiniaceae. The record is from the annotation of a GenBank genome assembly.
AUGAUUCACGGAGGGCUUUUGCCAUGUGUCCGACAUGUCGGCUGUGUGCGUCAAGUCCUGACACUUCGGGCCGCACAAUUCCCAGAUGCUUUUGCGACUGAGCCAUCUGUGACAGCAGCAGCCUAUGCAGAUGAUCCAUUGUUCAAGCUGGGCGCGUUCCGGAAAGGUCAGCUAUUACAACGGGCUACAUGGAAAACCUUGGUCAAAUUGAAUCCAUCAUUCCAGCUGUCCAAAGUUAAAGCUGAUCCCGGUUUGCGAGUAGAUGGUCGCCGACGAGCACAACACCAAGCUGAGUUUGAUUUUAUGUGUGGCACGCGCAGGGUGGAAUGCAAGAGUGCUAGCAUGCAGUGGAUGCCAUCGUGGCGCUAUUGGCGUGUGAGCUGGACAGCAAUCAAAUUCAAUCAGGCGUAUUUUGAUGAUCUCGUUCUCGCCCUUCAUUCUCCGGGGCAGGUGGACAUUGUAUUGCACGACGGCACCGCAGGUGUAAGCACAAUGGGAACCAAAACGCCGAUUUUGGGACAUGCUGUUCAGUUUAGAGCUGGCAGAGGAUUUGAGGACCCAGCUGUGGCACGCCGGAAUAUUCUCGGAAAGAUGCUUCAGCCGGUGCACUUGUGCCAACAUUUGGCAACGCUAACUUGUGAGAGUUUGUCACAGCUGGUGGCAGAUGAACUUGGAAGGGAUUCUCCUGCCCUGUGUUGGUAUGUGGGCGUCCCACUGGCAGACUUAAGUUCCUGUGCACGAGGCUUGCGUCUAGAAGCAGUAGCCUUCGCAGUCGAUCAGAUGCUUCAUCCGUGCAGCAACUUCAGGCGUGACGCUGGAUCCACUGAAGUCGUUGGGACUGUACAUUUGCAGCGUCGUGGCAGCACCAGAACGAGCGCUGACUGGCUUCGUGACGAUAUCAAGGUCGAAUUCAAGUCCUCAAGGUUGUCAUGGACCUCUACCAGGCGAACAUGGAGGUGCCAUUUCCGUGGCAUCAAGUUUGCCUACUCCAGCUCAGAAUGCCCAGCCAUGCCGGCCCCUUUCGACGAAUUGUGGCUUGGAGUGUAUAGCCCCCGCGGCUUGCACAUAGUUCAAUAUGGUGGCAGUGUCGGACAUUCCAAAGCUGGUGCCAUAACCGAUCUCGAAGGCUAUUCAGUACAAGUCAGCGGACCAUCAGGCCAAGACUGCCCAGACGCAUGUCUGGAUGUAAUACUUCGUAAACUUGAGCAGUCUGGCUGUACACUUCUGGCAACAGUCGCAUGGUGA